This is a messenger RNA of Macrobrachium nipponense, 3121 nucleotides long. Its product is annotated as E3 ubiquitin-protein ligase UHRF1-like. The transcript has 13 exons. The coding region runs from base 180 to 2468 and encodes 762 amino acids. Lineage: Eukaryota; Metazoa; Arthropoda; Malacostraca; Decapoda; Palaemonidae. Gene Ontology annotation, biological process: negative regulation of gene expression via chromosomal CpG island methylation; protein ubiquitination. The record is from RefSeq and is a predicted model, not a curated record. Gene Ontology annotation, molecular function: protein binding; ubiquitin protein ligase activity.
ACGUCUGCCUCGUGUCUUUGUUUACAUUUUGGCAGAAGAGGCUGAGCGGCAACCUGUUUCCCGCCAAAGCUCCAAGUGCCGUCCGCGGUUUGCUCAUUCGCGCUCUCACGAAGUCGGCCCUAUUCAUAGCAUUGCUCUGACAUAAUUUCUCCAUUUGUGUUGAGAGGUGUGCUUCCAAAAUGUAUAUUAAAGUGCGGUCCAUGGAUGGCAGCCAGACGGCUGUCCUCACCAUUUCGAAGACAACCCAGGUGGAAGACUUGCGGAGCCUUGUGGAAGAAAAAUUCCGUGUGGCACCCGAUAGGCAACGCUUAUUUUAUCGAGGCAAACAGAUGGAAAAUGGACACACACUAUUUGAUUAUAAUAUUAACAUCAAUGAUGUUGUGAUGUUAAUGGUUAAACCAGUUUUGUCUGACAUUACUGUCAGUAACAUUCCAAGCCAAAGUUCUCCUGUGAAGAAGGAUUCCAGUGCUACAGAAAAGGAAAAUAAACAGGGCAAUGACCAAGACAAAGAAUGUGAAUUAUUGAGUGAAUACUACAGAAGUGACGACUUGAUUGAUGGAAAACAUCUGGAGGCUGGAACUUGGUGGGAGGGCAAAAUUGUAAAGAUCUCAAAGAACCCCAAAAAGGAUGUUGAAGAUGGCCUGCUUUAUCACGUUGUGUUUGAAGGGUAUGAUGAAGAUCAACCAAGUUUACUCACACUUAAAUGCAUCCGGCCUCGUGCAAAAUCAACCAUCAAGCUUGAUGAACUUAAUCCUGGUGAUAUAAUAAUGGCCAAUUAUAACCUGGAGGAACCAAAGGAACGAGGUCAUUGGUAUGACUGUAAAGUUACCAAAAUUUUGAAUACGAGAACCCAGAAAGAAGUUAUUGCUACCGUCUUCCUAGGUGUAGAUGCCUCUCCUUUAGAUGAUUGCCAUAUCAGAUUUGUGGAUGAACUUUACCAAAUUGAAAAGCAUAUCAAAAUGAUUGAUAGAGAUCCAGAAAUGGAUCACCACAUGAGGACUGGCUCUCCUACAAAGAGAAUUAAUGCUCCAAACUGUAACACCUGCAAAGAUAACCCAAGAAGGAAAUGCAAAGACUGUGGUUGCCAUGAGUGUGGGGGCAAAGAUAACCCAGGGAAGCAACUCAUGUGUGAUGAGUGUAACAGCGCCUUUCAUAUCUAUUGCCUUAACCCACCUUUGGAAGCUAUACCAGAUGUUGAAGAAUGGUUUUGUCCUCUGUGUAAAAAUGAUGAUACUGAAAUAGUGAAAGCUGGGGAGAAGCUUAAGGAAAGCAAAAAGAAGGCCAAAAUGGCAUCUCAAACAAACAAGUCCAACAGAGAUUGGGGGAAAGGAUUUGCAUGUGCUGGCAGACAGAAGGUCUGCACGCUUGUUCCUCAGAAUCACUAUGGUCCUGUUCCUGGAGUGGAAGUUGGAACACUUUGGAAAUACAGAUUACAGGUUUCAGAGGCAGGAAUCCAUCGGCCACAUGUUGCAGGAAUUCAUGGUCGUGAGAGUGAGGGUGCUUACAGCAUAGUAUUGUCUGGUGGAUAUGAGGAUGAUGAAGACAAUGGCGAUAGCUUCACCUAUACAGGGUCAGGAGGUCGGGAUCUCUCUGGUAAUAAGAGAACAGCUGAACAGUCUUGUGAUCAACUUUUAACAAGGAUGAACAAAGCUUUAGCGUUGAAUUGCAACGUACCUAUCAACAAAAACGGUGCAGAAGCUAAAGACUGGAGAGGAGGAAAACCUGUUCGUGUAGUGAGAAAUGAAAAAGGACGUAAACACUCCAAAUAUGCACCCGAGGAGGGUAAUAGGUAUGACGGUAUAUAUAAGAUAGUCAAAUAUUGGCAGUCUACAGGUAAAAGUGGAUUUAAAGUUUGGCGUUAUCUUCUGCAGCGUGAUGAUCCUACUCCUGCUCCAUGGACUAAAGAAGGGAAGAAGAGAAUUGCAGAACUGGGUUUAGAAAUGCAGUAUCCUGAAGGGUAUUUGGAGGCACAAAAGGAAAAAGAGGAAGCAAAACAAAGGCUAAGUGAAGGAAAUUCAUCAGAUAGUGAAGGAGAGAAGCCAAAGUCAAAGAAGAGGAAAAAUAAGGAAAAUAUGGAAGAGGAUUUGAAAUCUCCAGCAUCAAAAAAACAGAAGGUUGUUGGCUAUACAUUAGACAAAGAAGUAACAGAUUGCAUAUCUGAAGACGUUAAAAAUGUUAAGCUGUGGAAGGAGUGCAGAGAACAAUUAUCCAAUGGAAGAUCUCAAUUCCUGAAUGCGGUUGAAGAAAGAUUUCUCUGUAUCUGUUGUCAAGAGCUGGUGUUCAAGCCUGUCACAACUGAAUGUAAGCAUAAUGUUUGCUCACCGUGUCUUCAGCGAUCAUUUAAAGCAGAAGUAUACUCUUGUCCUGCAUGCCGUUAUGACUUGGGCCAAGACUACAAAAUUGAUGUGAACAAACACUUGAGCAAGAUCCUAAUAACACUCUUCCCUGGAUACGAUGCAGCACGAUAAUUUUUUUUCUUCUUUUUUUACAAUAUUAUAAGGUGUACACCAUGCAUUUCAUUGGUACUUUUAGUGGUUUUCUUCUGUGAGAGAAAGAAUUUGACUGGCAGAUUCUGUUAAGAUAAAAUGAGCUGAAUUGUCAAGAUUCAUGAAUGCUUCUCCCAAUUUAUACUUAGUGCAUUUUUACUGUGAUGUAUGAAUUUGACAAUUUGGUUUUUAUUUCUCAAGUUAAGAAUGAUAGUGCCUUGGAAUAUUUUAUUAUAUAGUAUGUUGUAUUGACCAUUACAGCAUUUUUUCCUUUAGAUGAUGGCAAUAUACAGCAGUCUAGCCUAUAGGUCAGAAGAGAGAUUUUACAAGGUAUCAUGGGAGAAUGAUACAAUAGUGUGUAAGAAAGGAACACAUUAUUUCUAGAAUGUUUACAUUUUAUAAUUUCCCACUGUUUUGCUAGUAGCCAUUUUUGCUGGAAAUGCAUUGGUGGUAUCUUUUUAUGAGAAAACUUUACUCUUUAGAAAGGGGAUACUUCCUUUUUUUAAUGUUUUGUUUUGGCAAUUUCUCUACUUGCUUUCUAGAUAUCACUUUAAAAAUCAAUUUAAAAAAAAAUGCUAGUUAUGAAAAGAAAGUUUCUCUCUCUCUCUCUCUCUCUCUCUCUCUCUCUCUCUCUC